UCUCACUCUCUCUCUCACUCACUCUCCCCAGUCGUUAAGUCAGAGAGCAGAGGAGGAAGGGAAGGCAGAGAGACCAGGGGAGGUCUGACGACACCAUCCCAGCUCGCCCGGCACCUAUUUUAAAUGCACAGAUUGAUAAAUGCAAGUGCACAGUCUAGCGAUUUACUGGAGGAACAUCAAGAUUUACAACCAAGCUGUCAUUCUGCAAGAGAUGUGUGCAACUUUUCCUGCCAGGACAAAAACUUAAAGGAGCUUUGGAAACAUAGCAUGUGUAAAUGUCUAGAGAAGCAGUAGCUUUCAUUGCUGGAGGUCCAAUGUAAGGAUUGAUGGCGCAUGUUCCAGGCUAACGGUGUUCUUCACCGUUGUCUGAUCCAGAUUUAAAGGGAACAUCCAGCCAAACAGAAGGAAGAAGGAGCAGCUAAAUAUACAAUAACUUAAUCCACCUGCAACUCCUACCCAGGCUGAUAUGAUGUUGUGGUACAACUUUGGCCACCACUUGCUCUCUCUGGCAGCACUUCUGGUGAUUGUAAGCUCCGGAGGAGGGGAGCAGAGGAGAGGAACGGAUAGCAGCAGCACCAGCAGCACAGGUGGCAGUAGCAGCAGUAGCAGUGGCAGUAGCAGCAGUAGUGGAGGAAGCAGUAGCAAUAAUUACAGUAACAGACGCUUUCAUAAGAUCCAACAUGGCCAGUGCACCUAUACGUUCAUCCUACCUGAGGGAGACGGAGUCAGAGGAGGCUCAUGCAGGGAGGCGAAGACCGGUAGUCCCCAGCAAAACGCCAACUCCCUCCAGAGAGACGCUCCACCACCUGAGCCAGAAUUUCCCAGCCAGAAGAUCCAGCAGCUCGAGCACAUUAUGGAGAAUUAUACCCAGUGGCUACAGAAGAUUGAGAACUACAUCAAAGAGAGCAUGAAGACGGAGAUGGCUCAACUGCAGCAGAGCGCCGUCCACAACCACACAGCAGCCAUGUUGGAAAUGGGCACCAAUCUUCUUUCUCAGACGGCUGAACAGACACGCAAGCUUACUGACGUUGAGACACAGGUUCUGAAUCAGACAUCCAGGCUCGAGAUCCAGCUGCUGGAAAAUUCCCUUUCCACUAACAAGUUGGAGAAAGACUUAAUGGUCCAGACCAAUGAGAUCAGCAAGCUGCAUGACAAGAACAGCCUCCUCGAGCAGAAGAUGUUAGAAAUGGAGAUGCGACACCGUGAAGAGCUGGAGACGCUGAAGCAGGAGAAGGGAAGUCUCCAGGUCCUGGUGGGGAGCCAGAGCGGGGUUAUCAGGGAGCUAGAAGCCCAGCUGAGCCGGGCCACAGGAAACAGCACGGCCCUGCAGAGACAGCAGCAGGAGAUGAUGGAUACUGUCCAUAACCUGCUCAACCUCUGCUCCAAAGAUGGCGUUGUACCUAAUAGUACAAAGGUUGUGGAUGAAGAGAAGAAGUUCCGUGACUGUGCUGACCUCUACCAGGCUGGCGUCCAAAAAAACGGAGUCUACACCAUCCAGAUCAACCCUCAGGAGACCAAAAAGGUGUAUUGCAACAUGGAAACAGCCGGUGGUGGAUGGACAGUCAUCCAGCGCAGAGAAGACGGCAGUGUGGACUUCCAGAGAACAUGGAAGGAGUACAAGUUGGGCUUUGGGAGCGUGUCUGCAGAGCACUGGUUAGGGAAUGAAUAUGUUUACCAGUUGACCAGCCUGAGGCAGUAUGCCCUCCGUGUAGAACUGACGGACUGGGACGGACACCAAGCCUUCUCAUUAUAUGACCGCUUCCAAAUCGGCAGUGAGAAACAAAACUACAGACUGUUCCUGAAAAGCCACAGUGGGACUGCAGGCAGACAGAGCAGUCUAGUAAUCCACGGAGCAGAUUUCAGCACUAAGGACAUGGACAAUGACAACUGCAUGUGCAAGUGUGCCCUCAUGCUCACUGGUGGUUGGUGGUUUGAUGCCUGUGGCCCAUCCAACCUUAAUGGCAUGUACUUCACCCAAGGACAACACAUAGGGAAGUUGAACGGUAUCAAGUGGCACUACUUCAAGGGCCCCAGCUACUCGCUAAGAGCCACUGUCAUGAUGAUCCGCCCCCUGGACUUCUCCUAGUCCUGUGAACUUGCAAACUUUUUAACCUACAAACGGCUAUGUAGCACAUUAGAGGGACGCUUGCUAUUUUAUCCUCUUGUCUCAUCUCAUUUCGCAGGCCAAGGGUGGGAGUCUUCCAAUGAAUCUUUUAUUCAAUCUGGUUCUUCCCCAGAUCAACUGCUCUUGCUUUGCUACUGUUGCCUCAUAACCUUUCCCCUCAAUGAACUGAAAAGCAGUCAUGGGGAAGAAGACAGAGCAAGACACGAUUCACCUGAACUCAUUUUUGUGUUAUCUCACACCUGGAAUCGGUGCGCAUUUUAAGCUUGUAUGACAAUUCAAGCAUGAUUUCCAUCCACAAAUUUCCUGGGGACCUGUGUUGUAAUGUAAAAUACAGAGAAAUUUAACUCCUAUGAAUGGAAAGCCACUGACUCUUAAACUGCAGGACAGAACUGAUCUGAAACGUUCUGAGGAGACAAAUGAGAGACAUGGCUUUUUUUUUAUGUUGCUCACAGAACGCAGCCCAUAAAUAUUACGAUUGUGAUAUAUUGUGUUUUUAGUAUUAUUUUUGUUAUCCCAACUGUAUACAAUAUCCGAAGUGAGAUGAAAUUGUCUUUUGUACUGUACAGUGUAUACUGAAUUUCUAUCUGCAUUAUGUAUGAAACACACACGCUCAGUUUUAAGGUGACCUUGAAAUGCAAGUGAUUGAUAAUAGUUAUGAGGGUCACUUGCAGUAUUAGCUGGUAAUUACACGCUGGCUGUCUUGACCGAGUGUGAUUAUUUUUAGAGUUCAAGAUGUGAGGUUAUUAUUGGAUUAGAUUCUGGACUGAGAUCCACUUGCCUUCGUCAUUGGCUGAGAAACGACUAAUACCUGCCAAGGUUCAGAUUGUGAGUGAUCACCUUACCUCUGCUCAAUAUGAAAAACAAGGACAUUAAUUCAGAUUCAUGUAAUUAGUGAUAUAUAACAAUUACCGCUAUGUGCGCCUGGGGGAAGAAAAUGCACGCAGCAUACACAACAAGUAAUAUGUAUUUUAAAAAUAAAUAGAUAUGCAGUGUAUUCCUGAGUAUAAUGAUGAAGUACCACAUUAUGAUCCUUCCAUAUUUGCAAAAGAUGUAAAUGCUUAUAUUAAGCUGGUGUCCCACAUGUACAAGACUCACAAAGAAGUUCAUAUUGCUGAAUCUUACUUCUAAAUGUAGAGGACAUUAUAAAACAACUUCAAGACCCGUCCUGUCAGUUUUAUCAUAUUCUAACCUCUUACCUUAAGACAAAGAGCAGAUCAUUAAGACAAGUUGCAUUCAAAAUAUUUUUCACAGACAUCAAUAUGACACAGUCUCAGAAUCCGGCCGGGUUCUGUUUCUCAUCAAUGCAGUUUGGGGAAAAAAAAGGAGCUUGAGUUGGAUACGAAGCAUGAAAUUAAUGAUCCCAACAAGUGAUCCGUGUGAACACAUAUUUCAUAACUUCCAGCUUAUAACAACAGAAUCUACUGUAGGGUAUUUACUAAAGGUACAUGUGGCAAGAAGAUAAAGUGUAUCUGGAACUUGUAAAACUACAAUUGACAUGUUUAUUAGCAUACUAAAAUUGUAUAAUUUAAUGUGUGUGUACGUAAAGCAGCUUUCCUGAGGAAAGCUCUUCUUUUUUCUGUUAUUACUCUGCCAGAAGUACAAUGGUGUUUUGAAGUUGAGCAUAAAACAUGGAAGUUAAGAUAAUAACCCUGGAGAAAUGUGCCUUUGAUAACUCUGCUUUUACCUCAUUAAAUUCCAGAUUUGCAGAUUUAUUUAAACAUCUUUUGUAACAUGUGGUCAGUGUUGUGUUGCUAGAUUAAAUAAAAGAGCAUGUGAUGCACUAAUGUUUUCAA
Molecule: messenger RNA, 3918 nt
Organism: Morone saxatilis (striped sea-bass)
Lineage: Eukaryota; Metazoa; Chordata; Actinopteri; Moronidae
Gene: angpt1
Product: angiopoietin 1
Exons: 9
Coding region: 467-2086 (539 amino acids)
Biological process (GO): angiogenesis; Tie signaling pathway
Molecular function (GO): receptor tyrosine kinase binding
Source: RefSeq, a predicted model, not a curated record